Lithohypha guttulata is the source of this 1050-nucleotide messenger RNA. RefSeq lists its product as uncharacterized. Bases 1 to 1050 code for a protein of 349 amino acids. Lineage: Eukaryota; Fungi; Ascomycota; Eurotiomycetes; Chaetothyriales; Trichomeriaceae. The transcript has 7 exons. The record is from RefSeq and is a predicted model, not a curated record.
AUGGCUCCCAAGGUUUUUGCAACAGGCACAACUGGCUAUAUCGGAGGUGACGCACUAGUAGAGCUCGUUCAGGCUCAUCCGGACUGGGACAUUACGUGCUCUGUCCGGAACUCGGAGAAAGGAGCCAAGAUCGCCAAGGAAUUUGCACACAUAAAGCUGGUAUAUGGAACUCUGGACGAUGUUGACGUGAUCGAGGAAGAGGCUUCAAAGGCCGAUAUUGUCUACCAUUUUGCAGAUUGCGACCAUAUUCCAUCAGCCGAAGCAAUCAUUCGAGGGCUUGCCCGUCGCGAGACAAGCACACCAGGAUGGUAUAUCCAUACUUCCGGAACAUUGAUUCUGGGAUGGAAGUCUCAGAAGGACAAUACCUUUGGUGAAACUCAAGCAAAAGUGUACAACGACUUAGAUGGUGUGGACGAACUCGUCAACCUGCCUGAUGGCGCAGCACACCGACACGUUGACAAGAUCGUGCUCGCCGCCGCAAAGAACCACCCUGGCAGAAUCAAAACGGCCAUUGUGUGUCCUCCAUGUAUCUGGGGAGGAGGUCGAGGGCCCGGCAAUCAGAGAAGCGUUCAACUGUAUAAAUCUGCUGAAACUAUGCUCAAAAGACAGCAGGGUUUCAUGAUCAAUAAGGGAAAAAACGUGUGGCAUCAUGUUCAUGUCGGAGAUCUAGCAAAGCUGUACCUACUGUUGGGAGAAGCUGCUGUGGCAGGAGGUCCGCCAGCCACAUGGGAUGAUCAAGGAUACUAUCUCGCAGAAAAUGGUAGGUUUGUUUGGGGAGAAAUGCUGACUGCAAUUACGCAAGAGGCUCAGAAACAAGAUCUGUUACCCUCGGCGGCGAUGGAACAACUUGAGCCAAGUGCAGCGCUGGGUCGUUACACAUUUUCCAUUGGUACUGAUUCGCAAGGACAAGCUCUCCGUAGCAGGACAUUGUUAGGAUGGAUGCCGGAGAAAACAACUGCGGACAUGUACCAGGAGAUACCGAAGAUCGUGGAAAGUGAGGCCAAGACACUUGGACUCAUUAAAGGUCAUGCUGAAAAGGUCGCUUCGUAA